This is a messenger RNA of Manacus vitellinus (golden-collared manakin), 1150 nucleotides long. RefSeq names its product peptidylprolyl isomerase E (gene PPIE). Gene Ontology annotation, biological process: protein folding; protein peptidyl-prolyl isomerization. Gene Ontology annotation, molecular function: peptidyl-prolyl cis-trans isomerase activity. Gene Ontology annotation, cellular component: intracellular membrane-bounded organelle. Bases 218 to 871 code for a protein of 217 amino acids. Lineage: Eukaryota; Metazoa; Chordata; Aves; Passeriformes; Pipridae. The record is from RefSeq and is a predicted model, not a curated record. The transcript has 6 exons.
CCCUGUUCCCACUCACCCAGAGACCUGUGGCUUUGCUGCCCUCUGUGCUGUGGGCUGCAGAGAGAACACAGGCUCUGUCCUCCUCUGACCUCUGUGGGGACUUUGGGGGGCACGGUGAUUUUAUACCUUUGGGUGGGCUUUGUUGUGCUUUUUUUUCCCUCUGCAGAAUGAGUCUGAGCUCUUUGGCAGGACCAUCCGUGUGAACUUGGCCAAACCCAUGCGAAUUAAAGAAGGAUCAUCCAGGCCUGUCUGGUCAGAUGACGAGUGGCUGAAGAAGUUUUCAGGGAAGACUUUGGAGGAGAACAAAGAGGAGGGAGGAACAGAGGCCCCCAAACCAGAGGCACAAGAGGACGAGCCUCCUGCCAAGAAAUCCCGGGUCAACCCUCAGGUUUACAUGGACAUCAAGAUUGGGAACAAACCCGCGGGGCGGCUGCGGAUCCUCCUGCGCUCGGACGUGGUGCCCAUGACCGCAGAGAAUUUCCGCUGCCUCUGCACCCACGAGAAAGGGUUUGGCUUCAAAGGGAGCAGCUUCCACCGCGUCAUCCCCCAGUUCAUGUGCCAGGCCGGCGACUUCACCAACCACAACGGCACCGGAGGCAAAUCCAUCUACGGGAAGAAGUUUGAUGAUGAAAACUUCAUUCUCAAACACACAGGGCCAGGCAUGGUGUCGAUGGCAAACUCUGGCCCAAACACCAAUGGCUCCCAGUUCUUCAUCACCUGUGAUAAAACAGACUGGCUGGAUGGGAAGCACGUGGUGUUCGGGGAGGUGACGGAGGGCAUGGACGUGGUGCGGGAGAUCGAGGCUCAGGGCACCAAAGAUGGGAAGCCGAAGCAGAAGGUGAUCAUCUCGGACUGCGGGGAGUGCCCGUGAGCUCGGCUCUUGGAGGGGCUGGAUGGGGCGAGCCUGGCCAGGAGGGACAGGGAACCAGCUGGAAUGGGACAGCCCAGCAACUCCCCAGCAGCGCCCAGUCCUGGCUUCUGUUGAAAUUCCCCUGCAAAGCUUGGAGGGAAGGUGCCUGAGGGCAGUGCUGAGGGGUCCGACCUUCCCGGGAUAAAUCACUUCCCAGCCCGAGCAGGGCAGGGCUGGUCCUGCUGCCGUGUUCCAGAAAGACUUUAUGUUUGGGAAAAAUAAAAGCUAGUUUUAAAAAUA